GAAGAAAAUUGUGGAAGUAUAGCAUCGAAAAAAAAGGCAAAAAAUAAAAAUGAGUUAUCCAGUCUUGUUGAGUUUGUGUUUGUUUUUUUUCGCUGAUGGUAUCCCAGCCGAUAACCAAAAUGAAAAAACAUGUAACAUUCACGGCGAUGACCAAAAUGAAGAACGCGAUAAUGUAAACGAAGAACCUUGUGAUAUCCAAGGCGAUGACCGAAUUGCAGAUCAGACAUGUUCCGUCUGUUGGGACAAUUAUCCAGAUACAUCAAUAGGAGUCGUCUGUCCACAUAAAUUUUGUAAAGGUUGUAUUGAUACUUGGAAAUUUAAUAAGAUAAGCUACCGUUGUCCUUUAUGCAAUCAUGUAUACGAUAAUCCUGACAUUCAAGCAGAUGUCAAUGUUAUUAAUCGAGAACUAGCUUUUGAAUUGUUCCAGAAUUUUGAUUAUAUCGUUAGGAAUUCAGAUUAUUAUAGUGAGUAGUAAAAAAAUAAAUACAUACAUUUUUUUAUUAAAAAAUUAAUAUUACAUCAAGUUAAUGGCUAUUUUUUCCUUCAUAAAACUUAAAAAUAAACCGUAACACAGAGGGUUUGUGGUACAGUGUGGAAUUGGCAUUGUUGGGACAAGUUUAGAUGAUAUCUGACAGUGAUUAAAAUCACUAUCAUAAGAAUCGCUAUGGUUCAAAUCUAUCGGCAGAUUUUCAUAGUAAAUUACUCUAUAGAGUAACAUAUGAUAAACUACUUAAUAUCGUUCAAGCCAAGAUGUUAUGUUGUCCCUUUAAUGACUUCCAAAAAUACAAAAUUAAUUUUCAUUAUAACUAAUUUGAGUUUUUUUAUAUAAUAUUACCAUGGUAUAAUGAACAUAAUCAAUUAAAGUAAAAUUGAAGAUAAAAUGUUUUAUAGCAUAUUAAAUUUAAUACCAAAGUUGUCUAUUGAAGAAUCUUACUUAACUAAAAACGGUAGCACAGUGUGGACGGGCAUAGUUAGGACUAGUAUAGAUGACAUCUGACAGUGAUUAAAAUCACUAUCGUAAGAAUCGCUUCGAUGCAAAUCUGUAGAUUUUAAGAAU
This is a messenger RNA of Daktulosphaira vitifoliae (grape phylloxera), 1057 nucleotides long. RefSeq lists its product as uncharacterized. NCBI's taxonomy places the organism in Eukaryota, Metazoa, Arthropoda, Insecta, Hemiptera, Phylloxeridae. The record is from RefSeq and is a predicted model, not a curated record.